CCGACCUGGGGCCGCCAGGGAUCCCGGCGCCAGCCCCGGCCCUUCCCGCCCGGCUGCGCGGCGCAAUGUUCGGGCAGCUCCUUUUCCUGGUGCCGCGCCCCGCCUCAGUUUCCCCCGAGCGUAAGGCUGACUGGAGGCGGCCGGAGAGGCCCUGGGAUGCUGGGCACGGCGGGGUGGCGGCCGCGGCCAUCUUGCGGCUCCGCGCCCGCCCCCCACCAGGCCGCCGCCCCCGCGCCCCCUCCCCGCCGCUCCUUGGCAACCUGCACCCCCGCUCCAGCCGCGGCCUGCUCCGCGGUCGCCAUGGGAACCAGCCUCUCCGGGGCUGGGAACAGAUGCGACUCCUUUGUCCCUUGCACUCCCACCAGGGCUCAGCACCGGGGGACCUCCACCUUCCGGAGUCGUGACCUGUGCCCAGCCGCUGUGCCCUCCCCCGCGCGGGACGGCGGGAGGGCUCCCACUACAAACCAUGGCCCAGCGGGCCAAGCCAGUGUGUAGCUGCACUUCUUGGGGCUGGGGUGGCAGCCUGGCCCCGUGAAUGGGGCUGACAGGGCGCCUGGGGUCCCUCCCGAGCCCGAUGCACGGCCUCGGUGUCUCCAUUCUUCGGAGACAUGCUUGCCCUUCUCGGUGCGGAGCUCUGGAGCCUGGCGCUGCCUUGCAGGACAGGCCGCGCCGGCUGUGUGCAGUUGCGAUGGGCACAGGCACACCCUCAGAGGCCGGGGCUGCCUCCCCUGCCGGGCAGAUGGGAGAUGGAGGUCCAGAGAGAGUCCCCCAGACUCGCCGGGCGGAGCCAAGUCGGGUGGAGGCGGCCUCUCCAUGAGUCACUGCCCCCUGUGUGGGCUCUGGCUCCCUGGCUCGUUUGCAGUGGCUCCUGCAGGAGCAGCAGGCCUAGCUGGAGCUGACCAGGCCUCCUCCCCGCAGGGCCGUCCUUCCCAGCUCAGAAUGCAGCCCACAGCCACCAUGGCCACGGCCGCUGCCACCACCACCUCUGCCACAGUAGCCCUAACAACGUCGUGGGACAACAGCACUGGACCCCCCACGGCAGAGCCAGACCCUAUCCUGGACAACUAUGUGCUGCUGGUGGUGGUGAUGUCGCUGUUUGUGGGGGGCACGCUGGUGGUGCUGUCCGGCGUCCUGCUUCUCUGCAAGCGCUGCUGGGACGUCCACCAGCGCCUCAACAGGGCCAUGGAGGAAGCAGAGAAGACCGCCACCACCUAUCUGGACAAUGGCACCCACCCGGCCCAAGACCCCUACUUCCGGGGGGAAGACCCCGAGGGCCAGGAUGCGGAGACGGAGCGCUUCCUGUCCACCAGCUCCACGGGCCGCCGGGUCUCCUUCAACGAGGCAGCGCUGUUUGAGCAGAGCCGCAAGGCACAGGACAAGGGCCGCCGGUACACACUGACGGAAGGGGACUUCCACCACCUGAAGAAUGCCCGCCUCACCCACCUGCAUCUGCCGCCCCUCAAGAUUGUCACCAUCCACGAGUGUGACUCUGGAGAGGCCAGCUCGGCCGCCACACCCCACCCAGCCACCUCUCCCAAGGCCACCCUGGCCAUUUUCCAGCCCCCGGGGAAGGCCCUCACAGGCCGCUCCGUGGGCCCCAGCUCCGCCCUGCCAGGUGACCCCUACAACUCAGCCGCGGGCGCCACUGACUUCGCAGAGAUCAGCCCCUUGGCAUCUAGCGACUCUGGGGAAGGCACCUCGUUGGAUGCGGAUACCAGGAGCACCACGGCUGGAGGACCUGGGGCUGCGGCCGGGCCCGGGGAGGCAGGCGCAGGCUCUGGGGCGGGCACCGUGCUGCAGUUCCUCACCCGCCUGCGCCGCCAUGCCAGCCUGGACGGGGCCAGCCCCUACUUCAAGGUCAAGAAGUGGAAGCUAGAGCCCAGCCAUCGGGCGGCCAGUCUGGACACAAGAGGUUCGCCCAAACGGCAUCACUUCCAGCGGCAGCGGGCAGCCAGUGAGAGCAUGGAGCAGGAGGCGGCGGGCUCCCCCCACGUGGACUUCAUCCAGUACAUCGCCCGGGCUGGUGACACUGUGGCCUUCCCGCCCCCCCGCCCCUUUCUGGCCAGCCCCACCAGCCCGCCCCCUGCUCUCGGCAGGUAUUUUUCAGUAGAUAGAGGUGCUAGGGGUGGACCUGUGGGCCCUUGCCCCGUUGCCCCUCCCAGGCGGCCCAGGGAGCGCUCUCCAGAUCCCGUGGACCCGGGCUCGCCCGCCUCCAGCGGCAAGGCCCCUCCCAGAGGCCGACUCAUUGGGGCCACCUCUCCAGCAUGGACCAGAGGAGGGAAGCGGGGAGAGACUGGGUAAGGGUAGCGGGGUACGUGGGGCCCCGCUGAUGGCCACAGGCAGUAACACCUCGGG
Messenger RNA from Saimiri boliviensis boliviensis (Bolivian squirrel monkey), 2355 nucleotides. RefSeq names its product CACN subunit beta associated regulatory protein (gene CBARP). Lineage: Eukaryota; Metazoa; Chordata; Mammalia; Primates; Cebidae. The record is from RefSeq and is a predicted model, not a curated record. Gene Ontology annotation, cellular component: secretory granule; plasma membrane. Gene Ontology annotation, biological process: negative regulation of calcium ion-dependent exocytosis; negative regulation of voltage-gated calcium channel activity. Gene Ontology annotation, molecular function: transmembrane transporter binding.